UCACAGAUCAAGAUGCAGCGAUGGCAAAAGCUAUACCUAGAGUAUUCACAUCAUCAUAUCAUGGGCUGUGCACCUUUCAUAUAAUGCAAAAUGCUGCUAAACAUUUAUCUCCAGUAAAAGACAAGGACAAUGAAGAAUGUGAAGAGGAAGAUGAAUGCGAAGAGGACAAUGAAGAAUCUCAUAUUCUCAAAGAUUUUAGUGCAUGUAUGUAUGGCUUUGAGGACAAGACAACAUUUGAAGAAGCAUUUGACAUCAUGAGAUCUAAAGUGCGUAAACAAACUUGGUUAGAUAGCAUCUACAAGGUGAAGGAGAAAUGGGCUGAAUGUUAUAUGAGAAAUGUCUACACUUUGGGAGUGAGAAGCACACAAUUAAGUGAGAGCUUCAACAACGCGUUAAAGAACCAUCUGAAAUCAGAUUUUGAUAUUGUUCGAUUUUUAAAACAUUUUGAGAGGACAGUGCAAGAAAAAAGAGAUAAGGAGCUGGAGGCUGAAUUUGAGGCAAGGAAAAAAAUACCAAGAAGACUAAUGAGCACACCUAUGCUGAUGCAAGCAAGCAAAGUGUAUACUCCAGCUAUUUUUGAAGCUUUCCAAAGUGAAUAUGAAAGAUCCAUGGCUGCAUGCAGUAAGGUAUUGGAUGGAAAUACAUAUGGCAUUGCUAUUGGGAGUUUAAAUGGUGAUAGCUUUGAGGAGGAGCGCAUAGUUACAUGUGAUCCUUCAAAGCAAAUUGUGUCUUGUAGCUGUGGAAUGUUCAGUAGAACUGGAAUAUUAUGUGCACAUGGUUUGAAAGUUCUUGAUUUAAUUAACACAAAGACAUUGCCGGCACAUUAUAUAUUACCGAGAUGGACUAGAGAAGCAUGCAAAGGAAAUAUACAAGAUAGUCAAGGAAUGAACAAUAUAUGUUGUAAUAAGCCCGCAGCUGCAAGACAGACAAUACCUUUCCUUUUGUAUCUAUUUCAGUUAGUGUCCUGAAGAUAUAAAGUAUGAACUUGUUAAUUGGGGCAAGUUCUUAAAGAGUUCAGGGGAU
Molecule: messenger RNA, 1023 nt
Organism: Panicum virgatum (switchgrass)
Lineage: Eukaryota; Viridiplantae; Streptophyta; Magnoliopsida; Poales; Poaceae
Product: protein FAR1-RELATED SEQUENCE 5-like
Exons: 2
Coding region: 21-968 (315 amino acids)
Biological process (GO): regulation of DNA-templated transcription
Molecular function (GO): zinc ion binding
Source: RefSeq, a predicted model, not a curated record